Dalotia coriaria is the source of this 1936-nucleotide messenger RNA. RefSeq names its product glucose-6-phosphate 1-dehydrogenase Zw (gene Zw). The transcript is spliced from 6 exons. Gene Ontology annotation, biological process: pentose-phosphate shunt, oxidative branch; glucose metabolic process. The coding region runs from base 203 to 1750 and encodes 515 amino acids. The record is from RefSeq and is a predicted model, not a curated record. Lineage: Eukaryota; Metazoa; Arthropoda; Insecta; Coleoptera; Staphylinidae. Gene Ontology annotation, molecular function: NADP binding; glucose-6-phosphate dehydrogenase activity. Gene Ontology annotation, cellular component: cytosol.
CCUGCCGAACCUGCGGAGCGCUGCGUCGUCGUCAACCCGCUCGACGAAAAGUUUGUGUUUCAUUACGCGCGUCCGCACCGAGUGCAUGACCUCGCAAUAUUCAGUAUUUCCAGUACCAGUAUUACCUAUAACUACAACGACAACCAGUUUUAGUUCAAGUUCGCUCAAUUUAUUUUAAAAUAAGUUUAUUACAAGAAGUUAAAUGGCAAAGAAAAACGAAGAAUGCCUCGCUCUCUACAGGAACUCGCUGAAAUCAGCGGACAUGGACCACGACGGGACCCACUUCGACGGGCAGUACCCGCAUGUGUUUGUUAUCCUCGGCGCGUCGGGUGAUUUGGCCCGGAAAAAAAUCUACCCUACAUUAUGGUGGCUAUACAGAGACAAUCUUCUUCCAACCAACACCAUCUUCAUCGGUUAUGCACGUAGCAAGACCACAGUGGAGACCAUCAGGGAAAAAUGCCAGGAGUACAUGAAGGUCAAACCUAAUGAACAGGAAAGAUAUGAAGCAUUUUGGAGGAUUAAUCAUUACGUUGCCGGGGCGUAUGACCAAGGUGCUGAUUUCGAGGUGUUGAAUAAGGAGAUGUGCAAACACGAAAUUGGUCCGGUUGCCAACAGGUUGUUUUAUCUUGCCUUACCCCCAUCGGUUUUUGAACCUGUCACUGUAAACAUCAAAGAAAAGUGUAUGGCUACCAAAGGUUGGACACGUGUAAUCAUCGAAAAACCCUUCGGACGUGAUUCCGCAUCCUCCGAUAAACUCUCCAAUCAUCUCGCUGGGCUUUUCACCGAACAGCAGAUGUACCGUAUUGAUCAUUACCUUGGUAAAGAAAUGGUCCAGAAUUUGAUGACUCUGCGUUUUGGAAAUCGUAUCUUUUUCCCAAUUUGGAACCGUGAUAACAUCGCUUCCAUCCAGAUUUCCUUCAAAGAACCAUUUGGUACUCAAGGUCGUGGUGGAUACUUUGAUGAGUUUGGUAUUAUCAGGGACAUCAUGCAGAACCAUCUCCUGCAAAUUCUUACACUGGUUGCUAUGGAGAGACCGGUUGAUCUGCAUCCGGAUUCAAUCCGUAAUGAAAAAGUCCGAGUAUUAAAGUGUAUUGAACCAUUGGAGCCCAAGGAUGUUGUUUUGGGUCAAUAUGUGGGUAAACCAGGCGGUGUGGGUGAUGAAGCCCUGGGGUAUCUUGAUGAUCCUACUGUUCCCAAGGGGUCUGUGACUCCUACUUAUGCUUUGUCCGCGUUGCGUAUUAAGAAUGAACGCUGGGAUGGCGUUCCGUUUAUUUUGAAAUGUGGAAAGGCUUUGAAUGAACGUAAAGCUGAAGUGAGGAUUCAGUUCAAGGAGGUUCCCGGGGAUAUUUUUGAUGGUAAAGCGAAGAGGAAUGAGUUGGUUAUUAAAGUACAACCUGGAGAAGCGUUGUAUGUGAAAAUGAUGGUGAAAACACCCGGAAGUCCUUUUGAUAUGGAGGAAACUGAGUUGGAUCUUACUUAUGGAAGUCGAUAUGCUAAUAUUAAACUUCCUGAUGCGUAUGAACGUUUGAUUCUGGAUGUUUUCUGUGGAUCGCAGAUGCAUUUCGUUCGUUCUGAUGAAUUGAGCGAAGCGUGGAGGAUUUUCACGCCGUUGUUGCAUCAUAUUGAAGGCAAUGGAAUGAAACCUAUUCCAUACUUAUAUGGAAGCCGUGGCCCCAAGGAAGCCGACGAGUUGCUGUACAACAACAACUUUACGUAUUCCGGUUCGUACAAGUGGAAGCCUAACUUGUAGGCGACUACAACAUCAUAACCUCAUAGGUUAUUUUAAGGUACGCAUUUAUUUUACUGGUGUUAAUGUUGAUAUUAUGGGAUAUUGUUGAAUAAUUUAUUAGAGCUAUUUAUUAACCGAGAUUUUUUAUUAAUAACGAUGAGCGCUUUGUUUCUGUAGCUCGAAUUUGAUUAAAGAAAUUAUUUUCUA